UGUGCGUGAGUUCCCGGGGCAGCGUGGGGUUUGCAGAGUCCCUUGGGUCGCGAGCCUGGUCUUUCCGCCCCGCCAUGGCCCUGGAGCUUUACUUGGACCUGCUGUCCCAGCCCUGCCGCGCCAUCUACAUCUUUGCCAAGAAGAACCGCAUUCCUUUCGAGUUGCGCACGGUGGAGCUGCUCAAAGGCCAGCACCUCAGUGAUGCCUUUGCCCAGGUGAACCCCCUGAAGAAGGUACCUGCUUUGAAGGAUGGGGACUUCACCUUGACCGAGAGUGUGGCUAUCCUGCUCUACCUGACCCGCAAGUAUAAAGUGCCCGACCACUGGUACCCCCAGGACCUACAGGCCUGCGCCCGUGUGGAUGAGUACCUGGCAUGGCAGCACACGGCCUUGCGGAGAAGCUGUCUCCGGGCCCUGUGGCAUAAGGUGAUGCUCCCUGUUUUCCUGGGUGAGCCAGUGUCUCCUGAGAUGCUGGCGACGACCCUCGCUGAGUUGGAUGUGUCCCUGGAGUUGCUUGAGGGCAAGUUCCUCCAGAACAAGGCCUUUCUCACUGGGCCCCAAGUCUCCCUGGCUGAUCUGGUGGCCAUCACAGAGUUGAUGCAUCCUGUGGGUGCUGGCUGCCGAGUAUUCGAAGGUAGACCCAAGCUGGCUGCAUGGCGCCAGCGUGUGGAGGCAGCAGUGGGAGAGGCUCUCUUCCGGGAGGCCCAUGAGGUCAUCCUGAAGGCCAAGGACUCUCCACCUGCAGACCCCACCAUAAAGCAGAAGCUGAUGCCUGGGGUGCUGGCCAUGAUCCAGUGAGCCAGGAAGCCUGUGCCUGCUCUGCCCUGCACGGUUCACAAAGCAUCUUCAUUCCCAAUGUCCCAUAGGAGGCUGGCUCAGAGGGCAGGAGUGACUUGCCUGAGCCCCAUUGUCCCUCUCCUCCCCAGAUUGGGUCCCUACACCCACACCAUCUGAAAGCCACAGUGAGAAUGGAACACCCAGCUCUUAUCUUCUUUAAUCACUGCCUUUGGUUAUCAGUUUAGGAAAUAAACUGGGCUCAGCCUGAGCCUGUGCUUCUAA
Messenger RNA from Suricata suricatta (meerkat), 1058 nucleotides. RefSeq names its product glutathione S-transferase theta-1. The record is from RefSeq and is a predicted model, not a curated record. Bases 75 to 797 code for a protein of 240 amino acids. Gene Ontology annotation, cellular component: cytoplasm. The transcript has 5 exons. Lineage: Eukaryota; Metazoa; Chordata; Mammalia; Carnivora; Herpestidae. Gene Ontology annotation, molecular function: glutathione transferase activity. Gene Ontology annotation, biological process: glutathione metabolic process.